GAAAAAGCAGAGAGCCCUCAAGUGUAGUUAACACUGUACCAGUGGCCCUCUCCCAAGCUGCCUCCUCCUCUCGCACCAGCUCUUCUUAAUGAAGAAAAUAAGCACAGUAAAACAGACCUAGCCUACUGCAGCCCAAGAAACGAAGAUUUUCACAGUGAUAACUGGGUUUGCAGGUUGGUUGUGAAAGACCCAUGUUUCACUGUCUGCAACCAUGAAGAGGGUGGACAGAAACAUGGCGAGGGGACCACUGUACAAGCAGUUCGACUCGGAGAGGAAGAGUGCCAGGCGAGCUGAAGCUAGACUCAGCCUGAGCCUGCAAAGGCUAGAGGUCAUCUGCCUUUACCACGUGAAGACGCUGGCCAGGGAGCAGAGACAGCUUCAGAAAGAACUGCAGCGGUUGCAGCAAGCAGAUAUCAUCAAGAAAAGGUUCUCCUCUUAUGCCAAGAAUGGAAUUCAGAAGAGACCAAGAGAUUCUCUCACGUUCUCACCACAAACAGGACAGAGGCGCGUAGCCACGCAGUCUAAAAUCAGGGUACCGCCAACCAAUAUGACCCAAGAAGCUAAAACUAAGAUUCAUGGGCCCUCUUUACCUGACACUGCCCUCAAAGCUGCCCCGAGAAGCCAGGAUCACCUGCAAUCCCAGCGUGACAGCACCAGCUGCUACAAGGAAGAGUAUUCAGGAGCCCAGGAGGGAGAGUCUGCGAAACCACUUAAGGGCACGGACUCGAAUGUCCCUGCCCCGUGUCAUGGUCAAGAGGUUUCCAUCAACAAUACAGAAGACAGCCCUGUGUCCAGCCCAGAUGGUGCGAAGGGGUUGGCACCUGCAGAUGAGACUAGAUCAAAAAAUGCAGAUCCAAAGCCACACGAGGAUGCUGGGGGGCAAAAUGCCCCAUGCUCUGUGGAAUGUGCAGGAAGCUUCAACGGCAAGUGCACAAAGUCAACCUUCCUCGAGCUGUUGGCAAAGGCCAAAGAGGCCCACUAUCUCCGCCACAGGGUGCCCCCCGAGUCCGAGAGGAUGCUUAGCAUUGGGGAGAUAUUUGGACAUGGAGACGCCUCACUACCCAGAGCAGGGAAAAAACUGUGAAAAUGGUACCAAGUUCCUUCCUACCUGGCUGUGAAAUGUAGCUUGACAAUAAGAUACCAUAAUCGCUAAGGAAUAUGACCCUCAAAUAGAUAGCUGCGAUAAGCAGGCACAGAAAGAAAUAAGCAGAAAUCCAAGACAACUUUCUUCUGCAUCCUUAGGGCCUCCUGCCCUUUUAUAUGAUAUUUUUCAGAAUAAACUUGCUCAUAAUAAAGGCUACUAUGAAAGGGGGGGAAUAUUUGAAAAUACUUUAAAUUGAGAGCCUGGACUUGCUUUGAUGGAAACAAAGUCUUGUUUAUCCAAAGGUCCGGCUCAUAGAGGUGCUGCUUAUAGCGCCACCUGUUGGCCAAUCGGCACAGCUAGUCACCUUGUUUUCCUUUCUUUUAGGGUUUGCACGGGAACCCCACUGAAAUCAUGUAGUGCUGUGGUCUCCAAAUAAAACCUGGUCUUGCCACAGUUCCGUACUCUUUUUUUGAAGCUCCUCUCUCUCUUCUUCCCUUUUUUCUCUUUCCUUCCUUCUUUCCAACCUUCUCUCACUUCCUCUCCUUCAUUUCCUUACUUCCUUUCUUCCUUUUCAAGUAGUUCCAGCUGGAUUUCUCCCCGCCCCCGUUUUAACCCUAAUACCAAACAUUUUUGGAUCCUAAUGAAAGAAACUAAUCUGUGUCCUUUCCUCUCCUCCCAAAUCAAAAUAUCUUAAAACGUCCAGCACACCAUGAAAGCUAUACCACAUCCAGUCAAUAGCCAACUGUCUCACGGUGAAAGAAUAAUUUUCAUUUAAAAAGCUCAGUUAAAUGCAACUGCAAGUAGUAGGUUAUUUUAAGUUGUUAAAGAUAAAUUUUCUUGUAGUUUUUUUCUUAAUAUA
This is a messenger RNA of Microtus ochrogaster (prairie vole), 1943 nucleotides long. It is a transcript of the gene Ccdc190, whose product is annotated as coiled-coil domain containing 190. The record is from RefSeq and is a predicted model, not a curated record. NCBI's taxonomy places the organism in Eukaryota, Metazoa, Chordata, Mammalia, Rodentia, Cricetidae.